Molecule: messenger RNA, 912 nt
Organism: Orycteropus afer afer
Lineage: Eukaryota; Metazoa; Chordata; Mammalia; Tubulidentata; Orycteropodidae
Gene: GNPTG
Product: N-acetylglucosamine-1-phosphate transferase subunit gamma
Exons: 11
Coding region: 70-912 (280 amino acids)
Cellular component (GO): Golgi apparatus
Source: RefSeq, a predicted model, not a curated record
GCGCUGGCGCGCUUCCUGCUGCUGCUUGGACUAGCGGCGCGCGGGCCGGGAUCCGCGGGCGCUGCCAAGAUGAAGGUGGUGGAGGAGCCCAACACGUUCGGGCUCAACAACCCGUUCCUGCCCCAGACCAGUCGCCUGCAGCCCAAGAGGGAUCCGUCGCCUGUGUCUGGGCCUGAGCACCUGCUGAGACUGUCCGGCACAUGCUUCAGCCUGGUGGAGUCCACGUACAAGUACGAGUUCUGCCCCUUCCACAACGUAACCCAGCAUGAGCAGACCUUCCGCUGGAAUGCCUACAGUGGGAUCCUGGGCAUCUGGCACGAGUGGGAGAUCGCCAACUACACCUUCGCGGGCAUGUGGAUGCGCGACGGGGACUCCUGUGGCUCCAGGAGCCGGCAGACUAAGGUGGCGCUCACGUGCGGGAAGAACCACCGCCUGGCCCAGGUGUCGGAGCCCAGCACCUGUGUGUACUCACUGAUGUUUGAGACACCACUCGUCUGUCACCCCCACGCCAUGCUAGUAUACCCAGUGCUACCCAAGGCCCUGCAGCAGAGGUGGGACGAGGUGGAGCAGGACCUGGUGGACGAGCUCAUCACCCCCCAGGGCCAUGCCAAGCGGCUGCGGGCACUCUUUGAGGAGGCUGGCUACCUGAGGGCCCCAGAGGACAGCGACCCAACCUGGCAGGAAGGGCUCUCGCAGGGCCGGAAGUUUGAGACGCUGGAGAGCUGCAGUCAGGCGCACAAGGAGCUGGCCAAGGAGGUGAGGAGGCUGCAGACGUUGCUAAGCCAGCAGGGCAUCAGCCCUGCCAAGGAUGCAGGGACCUCCAGCCCCAAGCACUUGGGCCAAGUGGCCCUCACGCACAAGCCCACAGCACAGCUGCACGGUGACCCUGCACGGCUUGGGAACACCCUGUGA